CCUAGUAUGAUGUUGAUGUGAAUAUGAGAGAGGACGGAGUUGGACUGUUUUGGACCAUUUUUAAAUUGUAUUUUCUCUUUUUCCGAAUAACAACCAUUUUAAAUUGUUAAUUGAAAUCUUAGGCAAUAAAAUUGAUUUCAAGGCAAAGGUCAGAACCGUCAAAUUCGCAGCAACCUAAGCAGAUCAAAUUCGCAGCCCUAGAUCUCGUAAUUGCUCCAAUUAAUGGAAGGAUCUCAAACACUUCAUUUUGCAUAGUUUUCAACUCAAAAACCAAUUAUUCGCCGGUCUCCUUUAAAAAUUCAGAACAACUCAUUAAAUGGAAUUAGAAGAUGCCGCUUAAACUCAACGGAAUAUCACGUCCGCUCGAAACUCUGAUCCAACGGUUGAAAGGGCCAUCCGUACGGAAUCGGAUCGGGACUUGCUUGUCUUUUUAACGCCCGCGGGAAACAACAAUUUGUUUAUAAAUACGUCAAAAUGAAGCUGUUUUAGCUUUUUCCCCUUUUUUUAUUUAUGUAUUUUUUUUUCGUUUCAAAAAAUUCAACGUUCGAUCGUUAUCUUAAGUCACUCGUGUACUCCAUUGUUUCUUGUGAAAUAGUUCCUUGUUUGCUUUUGUGUCUUGUUUUUUCCUUUUGAAACUAAAGUUUCAACCUUCCUGGUUUGGUGAGUACUGUAAAUUCCAGAUCUUUUUUUUAUUGUUUUGAUUGAAUGGACUUGGAAAUGAUCACCUAUUUCUGGGUUUAAUUCGUAUUGUUUAUUAGUGUUUUCUGAAUUCUGGGUUUUUUUCUUUUUCAUGUUUUUAGGUUGCUUAAUGAUAAAGUUCGGAUUUUUUCUUUUUAAUCCUUGUGUUUCUAUGUUUGAUCGGCUACAUCAAGUUUUCAUUUGAAUCGACGUGUUUUUUUUUUUUUUUGGAAAUUUUGAGUUUUGUGCUUUGUGGUUUCCAUGGUUUUGUAUAUGUUAUGAAAUCGUGUGUAUGAACUGUAAAUUAUAUCCAGGCAUAAGAGAAACCUUAAAGAAUUAAUUGUCGUUUUCGUCAUUAAAUUUUCAGUAGUUUAUUCAGAAAUGAAACUCUAAGUGGAGAGCAUCUUAGAAUUGGAUCUAGAUCAAAGUGUAAAUAAAGAAAGUAUUUUUAUCUAAUUUGACUUCGACAAUUUUUUAUUUAUUAUCUUUUAAGAUGGUUGCUUUAGGAUAGAAUAGAAUUGAUUCCACCGGUAAAUUUAGAGAGCUAACAUUUUUAUUCUGUGGUGCAAUGAAAAUCCACUAAAACAAACUUUUUUAAUGUAGUCCUUUUUGUUGCCUUUAUUACAAAGUUAUUCUUAUUUGGGGUUUUGUCUGAAAUGAAAAGAAUAUCUUUCUCAUAACUCCUUUUGGGUUUCUUUUUAGACAAGGUGGUCUUGAUUCUUAACUCAUUAUCAAUAGUGCUUACUUUUUUUAAAGAUAUAUUUGAAGGAGAAGAUGGUCAAGUGUUUGUUUGAAGUUGAUGAUUAUGAAUCAGCAAGAUUCAGAUUUCAUGCAUUGGGUUCUGGGGGGUGACCUGUUUUAUCCUUCCGUAUAUAGUUAUACAAUACAGCAUGAUAAUGGUGAAAUGUAUCAUCACAUGCAUGAUUUUAGAGGUCAUACGGAUACUCAAAGCAGCCAGAUAGAGAAUGAUAAGGUCAUUGCUGGUAUCCUUCAGGAAGAGUUCUCACAUCUCGAUGUAGCAGAAGCUUCUCAAUUUUCUCAUGCUGAUGAACAACAAUUGCAAGCAUCCAGUGGACCUCAUGAUUGGUAUAGUCCAUUAGCAACAAACUACAAUUAUUCAGCCUAUGAAUAUGGCCAGGAUGAAUCUGAUGUUUUGGUGCCACCUAGUUCGUGCUCUAGCGCUAGUGAUUCGGAGGAUUUUUCCAGCUCUUUGGAGCCGACUGAUGGAUAUUAUAUACUAGAUGAUUAUUUAGGCAAGAGGUUGAAUCAAAUGAUUCCUAUUCCUCAUGUCCCUAGAAUCAAUGGCGAAAUACCUUCAAUUGAUGAAGCAAUGUCUGAUCAUGAAAGGUUGUUAAACAGGUUGCAGCUAUACGGUUUUGAUGAGCUCAAGGUCCAAGGAGAUGGUAACUGUCAGUUCCGUGCACUGUCAGAUCAGAUAUAUCGGACACCAGAUAAUCACAAAAAUGUGAGACGUCAAGUUGUAAAUAAGCUUAAAUCCCACUCAGAGGCAUAUGAAGGAUAUGUCCCCAUGGAUUAUGCGGACUAUUUGAAGAAGAUGUCCAAGAGUGGCGAGUGGGGUGAUCAUGUCACAUUGCAAGCGGCUGCAGACUCGUAUGGUGUGAGAAUUUUUGUUCUAACUUCAUUUAAGGAUACUUGUUACAUCGAGAUCAUUCCUAACUUCCAGAAGCCAAAAGGAGUGAUUUUCUUAAGUUUUUGGGCCGAAGUUCACUACAACUCAAUCCACUUUCAAGGAGAUAAAAGGGGAUUGUUUACCAUAGUGUCCUGUGGUAUUUGAACGAAGAUUUUGGACUGAGCUGAUUAAAUGAAGAAUCAUGAUUUCCCCUCAACCGAGGUUCGAAAGAAGAAGAAGUGGUGGAAUUUUGGGAACUAACAGAAUAAAGAUAAGCCCGCUAGCCAGCCAUGCUUCCAUCAUUUUCUUGCUUUGACUCGACUAAAACAGUUCGAUAGCUUGAAGACAUACGUGAGGAAAGUGUUUCCUUUGAACCUUAGAAAUACAUUUUCAUUUCCGAACAAUACACGGGUACCUAAUACUACUAUAAACUAUGAAAAAAAGAAUAAAAGACAGCUCCUGCCUAUGAAUAAGGAAAAUUGUAGCAGAUGUUGAGAUUUGAUCUCUACAUCUGUUGAAAGUCACUUAAGGGUGGCCAUAAAAACCAAGGGGUUAAAUCCAUGGUUCAUUCUUUUUUGUUUUUGGUAUCUUUUUACCAUUUUACCUUUCCUUUGAAUGUUAGCAAUAUGCACAGGUCAUAUUUUGCACACGGGAAAUAAA
Gossypium arboreum is the source of this 2968-nucleotide messenger RNA. RefSeq names its product OVARIAN TUMOR DOMAIN-containing deubiquitinating enzyme 10-like. Gene Ontology annotation, biological process: protein deubiquitination. The transcript is spliced from 12 exons. NCBI's taxonomy places the organism in Eukaryota, Viridiplantae, Streptophyta, Magnoliopsida, Malvales, Malvaceae. The record is from RefSeq and is a predicted model, not a curated record. Bases 1478 to 2473 code for a protein of 331 amino acids. Gene Ontology annotation, molecular function: cysteine-type deubiquitinase activity.